UUGACAUUGCUGAAGCGACGACCACCAACGAAAUGCGAACGCCCUCGCUCUACAGCACGGAAUCCACUGUCGAUCCCAUUUCUCAGGUCCUACGCGCGACGCAUGCCGCCGAGACCCCGGACGAACGCCGACUGCGUCUUGAUGCCGAGUUAGAGGCAAAGCGGGUCAGUGAGGCGAUAGAUGAAGAGCUCAGACAAGAGCGUGAGAGGCUGCGUCGUUCGCGAGGCGAUGUCAAGCUACUGCUACUUGGUCAAGCUGAGAGCGGCAAGAGCACCCUCCAGAAGCAGUUUCAACUCAUGUAUAAACCCAAUUCUAUCGAUCAGGAACGUUCGUCGUGGCGCACAGUCAUCUACUUCAACGUCGUCCAUUCGUUAAAGCACAUUCUAUCUACGCUGGAAUCUUGGGACGAUUCUUUCGACGAAGAUCCACAUAUACCCCAGCCAUCAGGCUAUUACGACCAGCCUUCUUCAUCUUCUCAUGGGCUGCCGCCUGUUCCAACACGAGCCCCAUCCCGACCCGACAGCCCGUCACAGGGCCCCCGAUCCAACCGCAUUGCGUCUCUUCGCCAGCGCCUUACACCGCUUUUGACCACGGAUCAACUGCUUGCCGACCGUCUCAGCGGCGGAAUCAACGUUUCCGGCUCCGGCAAAGGCGCUGUGUUCGUGCGCAGUGGAUGGCAGGCGCGCACCGAGGAGAAGGCGCGCGGCAGGGAGGACCCUUAUGAAGACCAGCGCCGCGGGCGAGAAGGAUACGUUUCCCGGGAAGACGACGAGCUGUUACAGGAAGUCGCGCGACUGAUGUACAUGCUGAAAGACGACAUACGAGAGCUGUGGUCUCAUCCGACAGUCAAGGGAUUGAUCAUGAAACGGAAACUCAAGCUCGACGAAUGGUCCGAAUUCUUCCUCAGGGAUAUUUCUCGCAUCGCAGCCUCUGAAUAUGUCCCAACGACUGAUGACAUCCUUCAUGCUCGAGUUCAGACGAUGGGCGUUGCCGAGCAUAUAUUCGAUGUUGACAUUCACGGCAAGUCCGUGACCUGGCAUUUGUUCGACGUGGGAGGCGCGAGAGGCCAACGGCACUCAUGGAUACCGUACUUCGAUACUGCAAACGCCAUCAUUUUCGUCACUCCGGUUAGCGCAUUUGACCAGUACCUGGAAGAAGAUCCACGAACAAAUCGGAUCGACGACUCCCUGCAGCUCUUCACGCAAGUCUGCUCCAACUCCUUGCUGAAAAGUGUCCACCUCGUCCUUUUUCUAAACAAGACCGACCUUUUGAAAGCUAAGCUGGACAAUGGACUGCGCGUUGCCAAGUACAUCACCUCAUUCGGGGAACGCAAAAACGACUACGAGACCGUAGUGCAGUACUUCCGAGCGCAUUUUCUGCAGGUUCAUCGCCGCAACAAUGAGAACCGGCGUGUGCUGUACACUCAUUUCACCAGUGUGGUGGACACGAAAGCGACCCAUCGCAUUAUCGCCAACGUGCGAGAUUCGAUCUUCCGUGGCUAUCUGCAGUCCGCCGCGCUCGUGUAAGGUCACUCUCGAUUCCUCUUGCCAUCCACGGUUUCGCCUCCUACCUUAUGCCUUAACGUAAUGCCCCGCUCGUCUUGAUCGUUUCUUCCAUGCCAGCACGUCCUCACUCCGAUGGAGCCAGUCGAACUGAUAGCUUCAUUCUCAUCAACGCAUUGUACAUGUACAUCCAACUGCUAUCCCGAACUCUCGCUGCCCUUGCCUAUGUUGUUGUUACAAUCCAUCGCACUCAUUCAAUGAUGGCUCCUUUUGCUGUACCGCUUGUUCCUGGGUGAAUAGAGUUGUUUACUGAUCAAGCUCGGACACACGCGCGCGAUUGUUGGGAGAUUAGAUCUUUUCAAUGUCACAUCGAGUCACGCAUCCCCCUUUUCAAAGUUUUUCGUCCUUGACGCGACGCGGGACGAGCGGAGGUAUUGGCUUGCCGUCCAUCCUAUUCUCAGCCUUUCUCAUUCUUCUCGGCCCAGGAUGCUGAUCCUUCCUGGUCUCUCGGUCUUUUCGGAGCCCAAACGCGAUGCGUGCCUGAAAGCGAUCCAACAGCAAUGUCCCGCCGUGCUCUCUCUGGACACGAUCUACAUCCAUCUCAUCAAAUGCACGUCUCCUGAAGCCGAAGCUACUUUGAGGAACGCGGGGUCGGAUGCACGAUCAGCGUUGGAUCGAUUGCUGUCGUACGGGGACGAUGUCAAGCUGGAAGGCACGGAUCGCACAGUUCAAAAUGCUGACAAGAACGUCGUGUUCGUCACACCCCGGGCUGGAUCCAUCUCCCCCUGGUCGAGCAAGGCCACGGACAUUGCGGCGAUCUGUAACCUCCGCCCGCUCGUGGAGCGACUCGAGCGCGGGAUGGCCUUCGUUUUCACGAUGGCAGACGGCCGGACCUUGGCGGACGACGAUCUACGUGGGUUUUCGUCCCUGAUCCACGACCGCAUGACCCAAGUCGCGCUUCUCUCGCCGCCGAGCGAAAGUGUCGUGUUCAGCCACCACGAACCCAAGCCUCUGCGCGUCAUCGAGCUGUCGGGCAGCGCCAAUGCGAAGGAGACGCUUGUCUCGGCGAAUCGGGAAUUGGGGCUUGCCCUCGCGGCGGACGAGAUGGACUACCUGGUCGAUGCCUACGCGGGUGAAGCGCGUAACCCGACGGAUGCGGAGUUGUUCAUGUUCGCGCAAGUCAAUUCGGAGCACUGCCGACACAAGAUAUUCAACGCGAGUUGGACCAUUGAUAACCAAGCCAUGGACUCGUCCCUCUUCCAGAUGAUCCGGAAUACCGAGAAGCUCAAUGGAUCCAACACUAUCUCUGCCUACUCGGAUAACGCUGCGGUCCUCGAGGGUCAUCUGGCUCCCCGUUUCGGAGUCGACCCCAACAACAAAAACGCGUACCAAGCUCACGUCGAAGACAUGCCGAUCCUCAUCAAAGUCGAGACCCACAACCAUCCCACCGCCGUCUCGCCCUUUCCCGGCGCUGCCACCGGCUCUGGUGGCGAGAUUCGCGACGAAGGCGCGGUCGGGCGGGGUUCCAAACCCAAAGCCGGGCUCUCAGGCUUCACGGUCUCGAAUCUGCUCAUCCCGGGCUUCGAACAGCCUUGGGAAACCGAUUUCGGGCGCCCAGGUCACAUCGCCUCCGCACUGGACAUCAUGAUCGAGGGGCCGUUGGGCGCUGCGGCGUUUAACAACGAAUUUGGGCGUCCUGCACUGGCAGGCUACUUCCGAACUUUUUCGGAGCGGCUCCCGGGUGGUGAGGUCCGCGGGUACCACAAACCGAUUAUGAUUGCCGGGGGAUACGGCAAUGUUCGGACGCAGUUUGCCAAGAAGCAACAGAUCAGUCCUGGCGCGAAACUUAUCGUCCUUGGAGGACCCGGACUGCUGAUCGGUCUGGGAGGCGGUGCUGCCUCGAGCCAGGUGUCUGGAGCUGGCAGUGCUGAGCUCGACUUUGCGUCUGUCCAGCGAGACAACGCUGAGAUGCAGCGUCGGUGCCAGCAGGUCAUCGAUUCGUGCGUCAAUCUCGGUGACGAGAGCCCGAUUGAAAGCAUCCACGAUGUCGGGGCCGGCGGACUGUCGAACGCGUUGCCUGAGCUGGUGCAUGAUUGUGGGCUUGGCGCCACGUUCGAGAUUCGCGACGUCCUGGUUGCCGAUUCGUCAAUGUCGCCGAUGGAAAUCUGGUGCAACGAGAGCCAGGAACGGUAUGUGUUGGCGAUCUCCCCAGCCAAAGCGGCCGCCUUCGAGGCUAUUGCACACAGAGAACGCUGCCCCUUCUCGAUUGUGGGUGUUGCCACGGCCGAGGAGGAGCUGAUCGUCACCGACCGGCUUCUGUCGCAAGACGUUAUCCGCCUGAAGAUGUCGACGCUCUUUGGGAAACCACCGAAAAUGUCGCGCGUGGCGACGACCGUGACCCCCACUCGCGUCGAAUUCGACCUGACGCUGUCGUCGUACCUCCCUUCGUCCUCGGACCGACUUUCAGACGCCAUCCAGCGCGUCCUCCGCCUCCCCUCGGUCGGGUCUAAGUCGUUCCUGAUCACCAUCGGCGACCGGUCUGUAACCGGGCUCGUCACGCGAGACCAGAUGGUCGGCCCGUGGCAGGUGCCCGUCGCGGAUGUGGCUGUGACGCGCUCGACGUACGGGUUCGACGUCGUCUGCGGCGAAGCCAUGGCGAUGGGCGAGCGCACGCCACUGGCUCUGCUCAGCGCGGCGUCCUCGGCCCGGAUCGCCGUGGCCGAGUCGCUGACCAAUCUCGCUGCCGCCUGCGUCGGCGAUCUCUCGCGUGUCAAGCUCAGCGCGAACUGGAUGUGUGCGGCGUCCGAGGCUGGGGAGGGCGCGGGCCUCUAUGCGGCUGUGCAGGCCGUGGGGAUGGAUCUGUGUCCUGCGCUGGGUGUCGGCAUCCCGGUAGGCAAGGACUCGAUGAGCAUGUCGAUGAAAUGGCGGGAUGGACAUGUCACGGCGCCGUUGUCGCUGAUUGUCACUGCGUUUGCGGCGGUCGAAGAUGUCAGCAAGACGUGGACCCCGCAACUGUCGACUACAACGCAAGACACUGUGCUGGUGUUCCUGGACAUCGCAGCCGACAAGGCCCGACUGGGUGGGUCGGCCUUGGCUCAGGUCUUCAAGGAGAUCGGAUCUAAGUCCCCCGAUGUUGACGAUCCUGCGCUCGUCAAGGCCUUUUUCGAGGGGUGUCAGGCUGUCCGUCUUGCAGAGCCUGAUCUGGUGCUCGCCUACCACGAUCGAUCGGAUGGAGGGCUCUUUACGACGGUUGCCGAGAUGGCUUUCGCUGGCCAUGCCGGAAUCCACCUCACGCUCGACCAGGAUCCGAUUCCAGCCCUGUUCAAUGAGGAGCUGGGGGCUGUGGUGCAGGUCGAGAGGCCCAGCGUAUCUCGUUUAACGGAGAUCUUUGCUGCCAGUGGCUUCCCUGCAGCUCAUAUCCAUGUCAUCGGCGAGGUGCUCGUCAGUGACGAAACAUUCACUAUCUCCCACCUGUCGCAACCGAUAUUCUCAUCGACUCGUGCUGAACUGCAGCAGAUGUGGGCCGAGACGUCGUACAAGAUGCAGAGUCUCCGCGACAACGCUGCUGGGGCCAAACAAGAAUUCGACCUCAUCAAGUCGUACAGCGGAGCAUGCUACGAUCUGACGUUCGGGCCUUCGGCCGUUAAGUCGUAUCCGUCUCGGCCGAGAGUCGCGAUCCUUCGCGAGCAAGGUGUGAAUGGGCACAUCGAAAUGGCGUGGGCAUUUACCGCCGCUGGUUUCGAGGCCGUCGAUGUGCAUAUGAGCGACAUCUUGGGCGGGUCAGUCGUGCUUGACGACUUCCGCGGACUGGCUGCAUGCGGCGGCUUUGCGUACGGCGAUGUGCUCGGCGCUGGAAAAGGCUGGGCGCAUUCCGUUCUGCUCAACGCGACUGCGCGGGACCAGUUCACGCGCUUCUUCGCGCGGGCGGAUACCUUCGCGUUGGCUGUGUGCAACGGGUGUCAGUUCCUCAGCCAGCUGCGUGAAAUCAUCCCCGGCGCACAGGCCUGGCCUGAAUUCAAGAAGAAUCAGAGCGAACGGUUCGAGGCGCGGGUCUCUGUGCUCGAGAUCGUGGACUCGCCCGUCACCCGCUCGUCCGUAUUCUUCCGGGACAUGGCGGGUUCAAAACUGCCUAUCGCGGUUGCGCACGGUGAAGGCCGUGCGGUGGGUGACUCGAUAUCUAUACUGGAGGACCAGGGUCUGGUCGCAGCGCGCUAUGUCGAUGGACAGGGCAACCCGACCGAAGUGUACCCACUCAACCCGAACGGGAGUCCCCGUGGGAUUACCGGUAUUCAUACUCCCGACGGCCGCGUGCUUGCGAUGAUGCCCCACCCUGAACGAGUUGCGUCCCUGGAGAGCAACAGCUGGUACCCAAAAGAUAUGUUCAGAGACUGGCAGGGCGCCGGCCCUUGGUUCCAGAUGUUCAAGAGUGCCAGGGAAUGGUGCAAUUGAGGUGUGUCGUUUGCUGCACCAAAUUUCGUCGAUGUCCUGACCUCUCGUUUAGACGGAGAAGUAUCAAAAGUAAUGUCUGUAACAACGUUUGUAGCUUUAGAUAUGAGUAUUACACCGCACAUCAUGUGACCGUGAUUCAUGGCCCACUCUCCAGGGUGAUCAAACAACAG
This is a messenger RNA of Mycena citricolor, 6121 nucleotides long. NCBI's taxonomy places the organism in Eukaryota, Fungi, Basidiomycota, Agaricomycetes, Agaricales, Mycenaceae. The record is from the annotation of a GenBank genome assembly.